AUGUCUUCUGCGCUGUCAGUGCGGGUCCGCCAUCUUCCGGAUCCGCUUCCCCACGAUGAGGAGCUCCUGUUGAAAGCCACACCGCUGGCACCCUCGCUCCAGCAACGCGCUGGCGCCCAUCCCCCAAGCUGCCACACUCGUCGCGGGGUGUGCACGACACCUGGAGUCGAGGCGUCUGGGCGGCACUGGCAGCUGGAUGUGUGCUUCGCCGGCGGCCCAGCCUCUGGCGGUGUAUUCCCCCUCCAUUCACCCAGUGCCGAGGGAGUCGACACUGGCAGCUUCAUCGCCCUCGCCGGGCGGCUAUAUGGCCCACCAGGAGUCGAUGGUAGCGAGGCGCCCGCGAUCUGUCACCUUAAUAGCGAACUGGAGGCGCUCCAUUCGCGCGAAUAUGACAUCCCCUCCGGGGAAUUCUCCCAGCUGGUGGCCAGUCGCCUGUCCGCCCCCAUUCGGCGCCUAAUGGGCGAGUGGAGCCUGGUGAUCUUUGACCGCGACUGGAGAUUGGUAUGCGUGAAUGCGCCCCGUGCGGAGGUCGAUCGCUGCUCAGAUCCCACGACCCCUGGGACAGGCGUGCCAGCAGUCUGUCUCCCGGGACGCACGGUCCUGGACUUGUCGCUGGCGCGGGUUCUUUGGUUUGGUGCUCGAGGCCAGGGCAUUCUCCACUCCACCGGUCGACCCUACUGGGUUCGGGCGUCGACGCUUCUGGUGGGCACCGGAGCCGAUGAGCUCUUCGGCGGGUAUACGCGCCAUCGGCGAGCAUUCGAGCGCGGUGGAUCGACUGGUCUGGAAGCCGAGCUUCGCGCCGAUUUGAUUCGACUGCCGGGUCGGAACUUUGGUCGAGACGAUCGAGCAGUCGGGGCCUGGGGCCGGCAUCUCUCGGCGCCAUUUGCCUGUGAGCGUUUGAUGCGCGAGGUGGCCGGCUGGCCGGUGGCCUGCCGGGCGCCCUUCCAUGAAGAGGACGAAGGGGAGGGAGGAAAAGAAAAAGCCAGGCCCCCCGCGCUUCUCCGGGCAGACAAACGGCCGAUUCGAGAAUUGUGUGACACGCUGAUGCGUGAAAAUGCCAACUCGUGCGACUUGACUCCUUCCGCUUCGGCCAAUCGCCCGAAGCGAGCGAUGCAGUUCGGCUCGCGCGUGGCCGAUCCUCGGGAAAAUGGUGCCGACCAUGCCUUUUAA
This is a messenger RNA of Fonticula alba, 1170 nucleotides long. RefSeq lists its product as hypothetical. The coding region runs from base 1 to 1170 and encodes 389 amino acids. NCBI's taxonomy places the organism in Eukaryota, Rotosphaerida, Fonticulaceae. The transcript is spliced from 2 exons. The record is from RefSeq and is a predicted model, not a curated record.